This is a messenger RNA of Adineta ricciae, 867 nucleotides long. NCBI's taxonomy places the organism in Eukaryota, Metazoa, Rotifera, Eurotatoria, Adinetida, Adinetidae. The record is from the annotation of a GenBank genome assembly.
AUGGCUGAAGGAGGUCAGAAUAUGUCGUCAGGUAAUGUGAAUGGUGAUCGGCUGCAACAAUCAGAACAACAAGGUUUGUCACUUAAACAAACAAUCUUCGUUUUUACUUUUGUAACUCUUGAAAAAGGUGGUCCAGCGAUACACGAAGAAGAAUUAGCAAGCAAAGCACUUCAUAUUCAAGCGAAGCGAUUUUAUCUCGAUGUUAAGCAAAAUCGCCGUGGACGAUUUCUCAAAAUAGCUGAAGUUAGUUCGGGUGGUCGUAAAAACCGUAUUUUAAUGUCAAUGAGUGCUGCCAGCGAACUACGCGAUCGUUUACAAACUUUCGACGAACAAAUUCAUGCAUUAGGUGAACAAUCGAUCGAUAAUGAUGAACAAGUUCGAUCAGCUGUUAUAUCGCGUGAUGAUCGAAAGUAUUAUUUGGAUUUACGAGAAAAUGAACGUGGGAAGUUUCUGCGCAUCUCAAUGGUCGGUAGUAAUACCCCUCGUUCGCAAAUUGCAAUACCUGCACAAGGAGUACAAGAAAUAUGGGAGACACUAGCCAAAUUAAUCGAAGAAUUCGGCAAUGAAGACGACCGAGACAGUAUCGAAACGCCACCUGCAAUCGAACCAACUGAAUUACCUGCUAGCAAAAACCUUCGUGUAGGAAAUAAGAAUUUCUAUUUUGAUAUUGGUUCAAACAAUCGCGGCGUAUUUUUACGAAUAUCCGAAGUUCGUCCUAACUCUCGAACAACAAUAACCAUCCCGGAAAAGGUAUGGUCUCGCUUUCGCGAUGAUCUGAGUGAAUUAAUUGUCACAAUGGAUGAUAAACGAAACCAUUCUCGUAUAAAUCCCGGUGAAGAGUCGGCCAUUCCGCCAAGCGGAAACUAA